Molecule: messenger RNA, 3101 nt
Organism: Archocentrus centrarchus (flier cichlid)
Lineage: Eukaryota; Metazoa; Chordata; Actinopteri; Cichliformes; Cichlidae
Gene: ube2d4
Product: ubiquitin conjugating enzyme E2 D4
Exons: 7
Coding region: 248-691 (147 amino acids)
Source: RefSeq, a predicted model, not a curated record
CCAAAAGAAGAGCAGGAAUGAGGAGAAGGAGACAGCAGCAAAAUAGCUCAGUUGUUCCUAAGAAAGAUUAACAUAUAGCUCACUGUUGGAUUCAUUGUUUAUACUAGAAGUCAAACGCCCAGAGUCAGACGUCAUUUCUCGUUUAUACGUAUAGUAAGGUUUGAAAGUACGCAGCCUCAGAAGCCAAAUUUUAUGUGUGAAGUGCUAACUGUUAGCUGACAGGCUACCUAGCAUAGCCAUUGAAGCAAUGGCGUUGAAAAGAAUUCAGAAGGAACUGUCAGACCUGCAGAGGGACCCUCCUGCCCAGUGCUCUGCUGGACCAGUUGGAGAUGAUUUGUUUCAUUGGCAGGCAACAAUAAUGGGUCCAAGUGACAGUCCAUAUCAGAGUGGAGUGUUUUUCCUCACCAUUCACUUUCCAACAGAUUACCCUUUUAAACCACCAAAAGUUGCAUUCACAACAAAAAUUUACCACCCAAAUAUCAACAGCAAUGGAAGUAUUUGUCUGGACAUUCUGAGGUCACAAUGGUCACCUGCACUUACAGUAUCAAAAGUAUUAUUGUCCAUCUGCUCUCUUCUGUGCGAUCCAAACCCAGAUGAUCCACUGGUACCAGAGAUUGCCCAUACAUACAAGGCUGAUAGGGAAAAGUACAACAAACUAGCAAGAGAGUGGACACAGAAGUAUGCAAUGUGAGAACACCAGGGAGCUCAAAACCCAAACGAGAACAAACGAAACACAGAUGAUUUGUAACUUGAGGCAAAUGAGCAACAGAGAAGGAGGCGGUACUAUGAGGUACAGUGCCACUUGGCUUUGUGUGUGCUGAGCUGCUACAGUGUGCUCUCCUUCGUGACUUGUAUGGAUCUGCUGAGCAGGACCUAUUGGACUCCUUAAAGCGCUCCCACAUGGAAUACUGGAAAACUCUUUACUACCACCAUACUCAGACUUUAAACUGUUACUCCUGCUAUUAUGAUGGUCAUAAUGAUUGUUAGUUUUCAUAAGCAUCAUUUUUACCAUUAUUGAGUCAUAUCAUCAUGCUACUCAGAAACAAAAUGUUUGAUUUACGAGAUUAGCUCUCUCUUCAUUUCAGCGGUUCUGUCUGCACCCCACUGGAUGUCUUGUUAUUACUGUAUUUCAUGUUUCUGGUGGCCUUUCUGUGUUAUGUUUAUGUGCAAUUUAGACAGAAUGUUUCCUGUUGAACACACAUGUGUGCAGUGCCAUUACCAGCAGCUGAUCUGUUGGCACGUAACUGUCUCUACCCUGAAUCAAUGUGAAAGGUAAUAAGAAGGAUUCGUCUCUAUCAUCCGCUUUGUUUGUAAUUGUAACAGUAUUUAGUCAUUUUUGAAAACACUGGAGAGCUGCUGUUUGUAAGUAGCAGGUAGGUUAAUGACCACCUCCCAUUUUUCUCACACAUGCUGUCAUUGUUCUUACAUCCUGGAUGAUGAGCGAGGGCUGGUGUCCAUACUACUCAAAAACUCUUCUGUUUGACAUGUUAUGCUGUGUAUCUAUGAACAUGGCUACUCUUUGGCAUAUAGCUAUAGCUGUGUGCCUCUUCCUCAGUACAGUUACUCAGGUAUCUAACAACAUUACCAGCCUUUUACAUGCAGUGACCCAUGGUGAGAAAAAUGAUCAGGGCCUACAUUGUCUAACUUCUAAAAAUAGCACUUACCUCCUUUUGCUGUUUUGUUCACAUAACAACCCAACACUUACUGCAGCGCGAUCAAAGACAGGCCACUGUGGGUCUGUGCUGCACAUAAAUAUAUGCUGUCCAAGAAGUACUGUCAUUCUCACUCUUUCUCUCCACUUUUCACCAUGAUUUCAGUGUUUUUAAAACGAUUGGAUGUGAACAGCUUUCAAAUGAUGCUGUUGAACAUACACAUGCUACUGUUUGUUUUGGUUUUUUUUUCUCUUAAAUGUUUUUUGGAUGUUCCUUGUUCUAAAAAAUGUUUUGCAGAUCCUAGUCAAGUAAAGUCAUGUAUGUUUAGUUACUUUAGGUGAAUAAUACAGUAACUUAACAUGACAGUUUGAUCUGCUUUAAAUAUCAGGAUUUAAUUAUGUUCAUUUUUAUGAUUGGGUCUGAAUUUUUUUUUUCUUUUGUUUUGGCAUUAAUGAUCAACAUUGACAGUAAAAGCUUUUUUCUGGGUGAAACAUUUGUGGUUUUUUGUAUCUUUGAAAGUUUUAAUUUUAGUUUGUUUUUGUUUUGGGGGUUUUUUGCAUUUGUGUCAUGAAAAUUGAACAUGAUUGUGAUGUGUCAUAAUGUAAUAGUUUUAAGAUAAUCCGUUGUGACUGUUGGACAAAGUAGUUAGGAAAAGUUGUGUCAAAAAUCACAAUUCAGUGUGCUAAUGCUGCCAAUAUAAAGGGAUUUAUUGGAUAUUUAGAGCAAGAUUUUUUUGUUUUUGUUUUUAAGGCAUUAUUGAAUAGAUUCAUCCAGAAAGGUAAAUAGCUAAGCAUGAUUAUUUAAGAAGCUUUGGUUGUAGAAUUAACAUCACGGUUUAGGCGCUGAAUAUAGAUUUUUAAUAUUGUUAGCUAAUGUAGAGGAAAAAAAAAAAUGUCAAAAACAAGUUGUCCUGAAAGUAUACUGUGUAUACUAAAAUGUUUUGAAAAUAUACCCACUGAAUGCAGUCAAAAUAUUUUCGCUCCGACACCUCAGCUGUAAUAUUACAAGUUCAGUCCUUGUGUGCGUUGUUGUUUGUUCAUCUGGCUAUUUAUUUAUUAGAAAGCUGAGUAUCUUCCAGCUCUUCAAUAUGCAGCCUCAGUUCAUAAUGUGAGUAAUCCUACAUUGAUUUCCCUUAAUCUGGUGUGUUCAGUUUCAUAUAGGCAGCUUGGCAUGCUUUGCACUCUGGAGAUCCUUCUCAGCCAUUUUGCAGAAUAUCAGGGAUUUCGUUAAAUUUCAUCUGCCUAACACCUCUGACUAAAAGUUUAGCCUUAACCCUCAUUUUGUAUAUAUAGAUAACGUGUCAUAUAAAGUGUAAAUUUGCUAUCAGGGCUGUAUUCCCAAAAUGGGUGAUUCAUUACAUCAGUAGACCUGGAAACCUGCUUGAAGAGUUCACAAUAUUUUAUUUAAAAAGGAAAAAAAAAAAAAAAAAUCAGCUUGGCUUUUUCCGAA